CCUUUCUCUUCUUUCUCACCAUACUAACCUCAUAACAUACUUGCAUACUUUAUCCAAUUACUUCUGUCUAUAGUAUACAAGUCAUACAAGUUGACUUUCAAUCACUUAUCUCCUCACAUCCGACUAGUGAGGGUGAAUCGGAUCAGUUGGGGAGUUGGAAAGUUGGUGUGUGUUUUUGCCACACCUCGGUCGUCUUUCUACUUGUUUUGAUAUAAUCGUCCCUGUCAUCAUUUCCACUAUUACACCAAUUUUACCAGUAGCUAUUAAGUGAUAGUGGUAAAGAAGGAGUACACUCCGGUUCGGAGUUCUCACAGUCGAAUCUGUGGGAUUCUCACUUGUCCGAUUUGAAGGAUAACUCAACUCUCUUCUUUGGACAAACUAUCGUCGGAAGACUUUUUAUCAUCAUCCCCUUUUCUCUAUACUAGAUCGACCCUUUCCUUAUAUAUUAGAUCGACCCUUUCCUUAUAUAAUAGAUCGAUACUUCUAUUCUAUUCUAUAGUAGACAGACAACACCACUCUUCUAUAUUAUCGGUAUCACGACACCACUCUUAUCAUCCGCGUUAGACAACCUCCUUCCGUCAAUACUCGGCCAACACAAUCAUAGAACAGAACCAAAAGACUCAAACAAAAAUGUCUGGUCUAGCUUUACCUACCAAUUUCAGAAAUUUCCAAUCUCAACCUCAAUCCCAAACCCAACCUCAACGAACUCCACAAUCAACCCAAACUCAACAACCUCAACAAACACAACAGACACAAGGUCAGACAUCCACUCAAACGAUCAAAAGAAAUUCAAAUCUUACGGGCAAUGGAACACCUACCAACGUUCCGGAAAUUACGGCUGUACAGGGUUUGGUACCUACUCUACAAAACAUCGUAGCUACUGUCAACCUUGAGUGUCGUUUGGAUCUCAAGACGAUAGCUUUACAUGCUAGAAAUGCAGAGUAUAAUCCUAAACGUUUCGCUGCCGUAGUCAUGCGAAUUCGAGAACCUAAAACAACCGCACUCAUCUUCGCCUCUGGUAAAAUGGUAGUAACAGGUGCCAAAUCCGAAGAUGAUUCUAGACUAGCUUCUCGUAAAUACGCACGUAUCAUACAAAAACUCGGUUUCGACGCUAAAUUUGCGGAAUUUAAAAUCCAGAACAUCGUUGGAAGUUGCGAUGUUAAAUUUCCUAUCAGACUUGAAGGUUUGGCUUAUAGUCAUGGUGCUUUCAGUUCGUAUGAACCAGAGCUCUUCCCCGGACUCAUCUACCGUAUGCUCAAGCCUAAAGUCGUGUUGUUAAUCUUCGUAUCGGGUAAGAUCGUGUUGACCGGUGCGAAAGUGCGAGAAGAGAUUUAUAUGGCUUUUAAUCAGAUUUACGCCGUGUUGACUGAAUUCCGUAAAGAUCAAAUCAAACCAUGAUCCCUAAUUCCGCCUUUUCAUUCCCAUUUGGACCUGUUGGUCUAUCCCACUGUAUCACUCUCAUCUCCUUCCCCCGCGAUGUGACAUGUACACCUCCACUCGACCCUCGUGCUACACCCCCCACAUUAACCACUCACCAUCCACUCACUCUGCGUCACAUAUUGUUCGAAAUCCAACCAUCGUAGUUCCUCCUCCUCUCGUCUCACCUUGGAGCCAUUCCAUCCAUUUUAUGCCAGUUGUACUGUAUUCCAUAUCACCCAUGUCUUUCUCUUUAGUACUUUCAGAUCUGUUUCUGGAAUGAACCAGAAUCAAAAAAGAAACAGUUCAGUAGUUGAUCGUAACGUUCCGAUGCAUGUCAUUUGCAUUUUCUUU
Tremella mesenterica DSM 1558 is the source of this 1770-nucleotide messenger RNA. RefSeq lists its product as uncharacterized. Gene Ontology annotation, molecular function: DNA binding; RNA polymerase II general transcription initiation factor activity. NCBI's taxonomy places the organism in Eukaryota, Fungi, Basidiomycota, Tremellomycetes, Tremellales, Tremellaceae. The record is from RefSeq and is a predicted model, not a curated record. Gene Ontology annotation, biological process: DNA-templated transcription initiation. The transcript is spliced from 5 exons. The coding region runs from base 631 to 1398 and encodes 255 amino acids.